UGCAAAAAAUCGAGAUAAAAGACUCGAAAAAUCUCAGAACCAACUUGGAUCCGGUCUAGCUGGCUUGGUAAACCUCACGAAGGACCUUAUUAACACGGAUUUGGAAAAACUUGAAACCAUAAAAAGGAUUUCAGAAAUAGCGCAAGUUCUAUUAGAUCUACAUCAUGAUGAAACCAAUAAUCGUCGUAAAUUGAUAGUACCGCUAUUAGAUAAAAGAUUCUGGAGUACCAUACAAGGAGUUAAAAGAGACUCCUUUUUGUUCGGGGAAAGAUUAAGUGAAAGUAUUAAAAAUACAAAAGAUAUCGAGAGAUCUAGCCAACAAAUUAAAAAAUCCGCUCCGCCCCAGCAAUCGUUUCAACGUAAAAAUACAACAUUCUCGGGAAACUACCGAGCCCCUCCUCGACUGCCGGCCAAUGCGAAGCCAGCACCCAAGUACCACGAGUCACAGACGUCGACCUCGACGAGGAGGGCCACCACCAACCAGCCGCGCGGCCGGGGUGCUCAUUCCGGUCGAAUGCAGGACCGCCGUCGCAAAUAGAGAGAGCAACACCCGUUGUGGAGCAGUCUUACCCUGGCGUGUGCAAUAUUAUCAGGCAAGCGUACUUAAAACGCAACUUUACAACCGAAACCAUCGAUAUUAUGAUUAACUCCUUGUCUAAAAACACAAUAUCACAAUAUAAUGUAGCCUUAAAACAAUGGUUCCAGUUUUGUCAACUACACAACACUGAUCUGUAUGAUGUUACAGUGGCCUUUAUUCUAAAUUUUUUUACACAUAUUUUCCAAAAAGGUGCCAGCUAUGGUACACUUAAUUCUUUUAGGUCAGCCUUAUCACUAAUCCUUAGUAAAAAAUUAUCAAAUGAUGAAAACAUUAGUCGAUUCUUUAAAGGAGUAUUUCGAAUCAAACCUACGUUCCCUAAAUAUAACGCAAUAUGGAACCCUAACCUUGUUUUAGAAUACUUAUCGAAAUUAUACCCAAAUGAAUCAUUAAAUCUAAAUAUGUUAACAAAAAAAUUAGUAACUCUACUUGCGUUGUCAACAGGACAACGAGUCCAGACGUUAUCAUUAAUUAAUGUUCAAGAAGUAAAUAUUACUGAUUCUCAAAUCACUAUACCUAUCAAUGAAGUUAUUAAAACUUCACGUCCGAACAGGCAUAAUCCUAAUCUGAUUAUUCCUUUUUUUAAACAGAAAGAAUCCAUUUGCCCUGCAAUGACACUCUGUACAUAUAUAAGUAAGACUUCCGAACUUCGGAAUGCCCCCAAUACAAAUAAACUCAUUCUUACAUUCAAAAAACCGAUGCAUGCUGCCAGCCCACAAACCAUUAGUCGCUGGAUCAAACAAACAUUAGGCAAGAGUGGCGUGGACGUGAGCACCUUCAGUGCGCACAGUACCCGCCACGCGGCCACGUCCGCGGCUAAUAGGUCCGGCGUUGCUAUUGAUGUAAUUAAAAAAACUGCUGGGUGGACUGGCAACUCUAUCUGUUUCGCAAAAUUCUAUAAUCAACCUUUGAUUAAUACGGAAUGUGAUAGUUCAUUUGCUGAAGCAAUUAUAAACGACCAAACUUAAAAUUUCCUUUGUUUUUUGGAAUGAUAUAAUUAAAAAUUGAUUUUAAGUGUACUUAUGGCGUAUUUUAUUCUGCAAACGCUAAACAUCUACAUGGUAUGUUAAAUCUCGAGGAUGCAACAUUGAAGUAUAAUUUAUGGUUAAAAGAACUUACCUUAAGUGAAUUUCAACCAAAAUUAUACGAAAUGUUGCAUCCGAAGAGAUUUAACAACCCACCCAACCCCGUCAGACAUUUUACCUAUGAGUUCUACCUUUCAAUCGGUAGUACCUACCUUACAAAAUCCUAUCGCAUACGUUAUCUGACCUUUUUUGAAACCCCUUUAUUGCAGAAUAAAACAAAUCUAAAACGAAUGAAAUGACAGCGGCGCGAAUGAGUGAACCAGUAACGACUUCAAUGAUUUUUUUUUUCUCUAUUUAGAAUCUGGCUUCUAUUCAGCCUCUCUAAACAGUGUGAUAGACGAUGCAGUAAAUUGAAGAACGGACUACAUGGUAUGUUAAAUCUCUUCGGAUGCAACAUUUCGUAUAAUUUUGGUUGAAA
This is a messenger RNA of Pectinophora gossypiella (pink bollworm), 2098 nucleotides long. RefSeq lists its product as uncharacterized. The record is from RefSeq and is a predicted model, not a curated record. Bases 640 to 1563 code for a protein of 307 amino acids. Lineage: Eukaryota; Metazoa; Arthropoda; Insecta; Lepidoptera; Gelechiidae. Gene Ontology annotation, molecular function: DNA binding. The transcript has 2 exons. Gene Ontology annotation, biological process: DNA recombination; DNA integration.